AUGGAUAAACUUCUCCAAAUCACGUCUACCUUCGGUGAGGAAGGAGGCCUCAUAUUCAAUCCCGCCAAAUCUGCGGUUUUAGAAUUCAAUCGGGUAGACGACACAACCGAUAAGAACCUAUUCAUUCAGGACGCAAACUAUCUCGAGGACCAGGAAAAAAUGUGGAAGGAGAGAACGCGCAAGGCGCUAUAUCAACUACAUGCUAAAGUGCUGUGGAAGUUCAAUCGCUUUGAAACGACGAAAAUGCAGUGGAAAGCCACCUGCGUUCCAGCGCUAAUGUACUGUGACACGGUAACCGUCAUGUCGAAUACUCGACGGAAAAACAUAGAGUCAGCCCAGAGACAAGCAACGAGGUGGGCGCUAGGAGAACCAGCGUGCAACUUAGCCAAUGAAUCCUUGAAAGGAGAGCUAGGCUGGUCAACUUUCGAAGAGAGGGGAGCCAAGAGUAAAAUCACAGACUUCAAGCGCACACAAGAGAUGCCCGACGAUAGAUGGGCGAAACGAAUGCUAACCAUGAUUAGCAUCAACAAUGCCAAAAUCAAAGCCGUAGAGAGGAUGAAAACGCUUUCAUUGAAAUAUGACUGCGAGAAGAUACCGUAUUCUCUCUAA
Molecule: messenger RNA, 609 nt
Organism: Galendromus occidentalis (western predatory mite)
Lineage: Eukaryota; Metazoa; Arthropoda; Arachnida; Mesostigmata; Phytoseiidae
Exons: 2
Coding region: 1-609 (202 amino acids)
Source: RefSeq, a predicted model, not a curated record